CCGGCGAGCUCGGGAUCGAGCUCGGGCUCAGCUCGGCAGGGUUUUUUGUGCGCGUGCGCGACUCCCUAGGCUUCCCCUGGUUGCCGAGAGAGCCGGAGAGCUAGUGACCCAAGGAAUUAAAAAAAACAACAACUGGUAUUCAUGAGUUGUGAUUACACAAAAACUACACAAUGUCAAGAAAGAACAAAAGAUCCACUGGAAAUGUUUCAAUCUGGGCACCUGGUAAAAAUAUGUGCUCCUAUGGUUCGAUAUUCAAAAUUGGCUUUCAGAACACUUGUGAGGAAAUAUAACUGUGAUCUGUGUUAUACUCCAAUGAUAGUUGCUGCUGAUUUUGUCCGAUCUAUAAAAGCCAGAGACAGUGAAUUCACCACAAACAAAGGUGAUUGUCCGCUGAUUGUUCAAUUUGCUGCUAACGAUGCACAACUUUUAUCUGAUGCUGCCCGAAUAGUCUGUCCUUAUGCGAAUGGAAUAGACAUUAACUGUGGUUGCCCUCAGAGAUGGGCCAUAACAGAAGGAUAUGGGGCAUGUUUAAUAAAUAAGCCUGAACUUGUUCAAGAUAUGGUUAAACAAGUAAGAAGUCGAGUGGAAAACCCAAAGUUUUCAGUGUCCAUUAAAAUAAGGAUCCAUGAUGAUCUUACAAGAACUGUAGAUCUUUGUCGGAAAGCUGAAGCAGCAGGGGUUUCCUGGAUUACAGUCCAUGGGAGAAAUAUUGAAGAAAGACACCAACCAGUACACUAUGAUGCAAUUAAAAUAAUUAAAGAAAAUUUGUCUAUACCUAUAAUUGCUAAUGGAGACAUUAAAAGCUUAAAGGAAGCAGAAAAUGUUCAGGAAAUAACUGGGACAAAUGGCAUAAUGGUUGCAAGAGGACUUUUAGCAAAUCCUGCCAUGUUUGCUGGAUAUAAAGAAACCCCACUGAAAUGCAUCUGGGACUGGGUUGACAUUGCUCUUGAGCAUGGCACACCUUUUAUGUGUUUUCAUCAUCAUUUAAUGUACAUGAUGGAAAGGAUAACAUCAAAGCAAGAAAAAAAGGUGUUCAAUGCUCUGUCAAGUACAACUGCAGUUUUAGAUUACCUUACAGACCAUUAUAGUAUGUCAAACUCUGUGUCAAAUAUAUAAUGUGUUCUUUAUAUGAUGAAAAUCAGUUAUUAUGGUUUUUAAAUCAAUGCUUGGUUUCUUUAAAUCCUUUGGUGCACAGAAAAGGCUCACUAGUAAUGUAGUUUUAUCUGAAUUUUUUCUGAAGGGAUUGUAUCUUUAAUAUUUUUAUAAUAUUUUAUUUUAAAAAUAUUUGUGAUUUGAAUAUAGCUCCUAUAUGUGGAUAUGAAAAUUGCAACACAUUUAUUUUUUAAUAAAAAUAACUGCAGAGAAGUUAUAAAAGCAGUGCCAAAGUCCUUCUGUUUAACAACUUCUCAGUACUCCCAGACCAUUUAGGAAAUUGAAAGAACUUGAUAAACACAUUCCUGAAAAAGUAAAUUAACGACAUUCCCUUUCCCAUCCAUGAAGUAGUUUCCUAGCUGAGAUGUCUGUAUCUGUCAUAUUAAGGAUGAAUGUUUUUAGUGAUAGAUUGUAAAGGAUUAUGAACAUCUGACUUAGUGGAAAACAAAAAGAAAGCUUAUCCUUCUUUAAAUUUUAAAAAGUAUUAAACCAGUUUUGAUAAGCAAGUUUUGGUAAUUUCAUGCUUUUCUUUGACUGAUGACAAUAUUGAGUUCUUUGCUAAGAGAAUUUUACCAUAUGCUGAGGAGGAUAUGCCACUACUGGAAUUGAGUAUUUUAUACUGAAAUUAGUUCAAUCCUAUAAUUGUUUUAGAUGUUUGACAGCAAAUAUUUAUACUCCAUUGUAUUAGCAAAUAAAUUGAAAAUAUGAUGUGAAAAUUGUAUAAGAACUGCU
Molecule: messenger RNA, 1884 nt
Organism: Dromiciops gliroides (monito del monte)
Lineage: Eukaryota; Metazoa; Chordata; Mammalia; Microbiotheria; Microbiotheriidae
Gene: DUS4L
Product: dihydrouridine synthase 4 like
Exons: 7
Coding region: 142-1116 (324 amino acids)
Biological process (GO): tRNA processing
Molecular function (GO): tRNA dihydrouridine synthase activity; flavin adenine dinucleotide binding
Source: RefSeq, a predicted model, not a curated record